AUGCAAGCUGUUUUACAUCUCUUGAGGUAUUUGAAAAGGACUUCUGACUUUGGGCUAUUCUUCCGUAAUUCUUCUGACCUUUCUUUAAAAGUAUAUUGUGGUAGUGAUUGGGCUUCUUGUGCUGAUAAUAGAAGAUCUGCAACUGGUUUUUGUGUUUUUCUUGGUGAUUGUUUGGUGAGCAGGAAAUCCAAGAAGCAACUUGUGAUCUCUCUUUCUUCUGCUGAAGCUGAGUACAUGGCCAUGAGUAAAGCUACAAUUGAGCUUUGCACAUUGCCCACAAUCCAGUUUUUUCAUGAGCGGACUAAGCAUAUAGAGCUGGAUUGUCAUUUCGUCAGAGGCAAGAUUGGUGAUGGGCAAAUUAGCUUGGGUCAUGUAUCUAGUGAUGCUAAAGUUGCUGAUAUUCUUACCAAGCCCUUCCUGGACCUGCUCAUCAUUUUCAACCUCCAACUUGAGGGGAGGCUAUUAGAGUAUUAG
This is a messenger RNA of Nicotiana tabacum (common tobacco), 474 nucleotides long. The record is from RefSeq and is a predicted model, not a curated record. NCBI's taxonomy places the organism in Eukaryota, Viridiplantae, Streptophyta, Magnoliopsida, Solanales, Solanaceae.